AUGCGAACGCANUCUGCGAGAGGUAGCAGCUGCGGGGGAGCGGGCGAUGCAGCGGGCUCGUGGCGCCAGCAUGCGAACGCAGUCACGGGGGUGAUUGUGGGCAGGACCAAGGUACCAUCCCUUUUCGCCCUUGGGUUGCGACUUUGCUUUCUUCUCGACUUGAACACGGCUGGUUUGAGAAACGGGUAUGUAGACCCGACAGGCGGUGGAGGGUCGUGGAACAUCUCGUAGGCGGGUUUGUCUCCCUCGUUUGAUUUAGUGGCGGUGCAGUUCAGCUGAUGGCAUGCACACGAAAUGGCCUCGGCCCACAACCUGGGGUAGUUCGGUGCGUCGGGGAACAGUUGCAUCGCUUGGAUGCGUGACGCAAGCGCGGCAUCAGUGAUCAACCCUGGCGCUCUCUCCGCUACACCGUUGUAGUUUGGGGUGUGAGGGGGGGUGAACUCUUGUUUAAUGCCGUGCCUGCGGCAAACUUCCGCAAACUGCCCCUGGAACUCGCCGCCACCGUCGGUACGUGCGAUAUAAACCUCACACGGAACCCAUUUCGUUCGGUAGUCCGCCAGGAACUUCUCAAACCCAACCGUUGCGUCAGACUUGUGUUUCAAGAAGCAAACACGCGUCCAACGGGAGAAAUCAUCUCUGAUGAUCAGUGUGUACCAGUUGCCACCAAUGCUCCUGAUUUUCACCUUUCCCCCCAAGUCGAGAUACACGCGAAAUAUCUUCGUAACUGCGCGUGUGCUCGUGCUCUUCUGGACGGGUUUCACCUGUCCCUUGGACAUCGAACAGCCAAGACAGGGUAGCAGCGGUCCAUCCGUCAGCUGCACUCCCUGCUGCUCCGCCGUGAUCCUGAGCAAUGUCUCGUGGGCAUGGCCGUGCGCGAGGUUGUACUCGUUGAGGUCAGUGGGGGUGGCUGCUUUCGCAUCGCCAGGGACAAUGAGUGCGGCACAAGCGGUGUGUAGCGUUGGCUUUAUUUGAUAGCCUCCCUCGUUGGGUCAGCAGCUUUCCAGCCCGGGGGAACCACACCUCCCCCCCGGCUUUCGUAGUCAGCGUGAGGCCCCCCUUCAUCCCCGAAUACGUGUGGCCCUCCUCCGCCAACGAAGACAGCGAGAGGAGGUUGUAGGGGGCCUCUGGUACAUGGGCAGCAUUCAGUACUGGUACGGGUACUCCACCAUCUUCCGUCUGUAGGACUAAGGUCACAUCUCCGUAUCCUAGAACAGGAACGGGGACCGUGUCGCCUCCGAUCCCCUUCACCCAACCGCUACGCUCACGGUAGUUCACGAAGUUGUCUACACAUCGGAACAUGGGAGCACGUGGCCGCUAUGUCGGCCACGUACACCGCCUGGCCUUGUUCCACAACCCCCACUAGACCUGUCCCCGCCACCGCCGCCAUCGGCGCCUCCACUGCUGCUUCCCUUGCUCUCCUCGACUCCUCCGGAUCCGCCUGAGCGGCCGCCGCGACUGCCGCCGCCGCCGUCGCGACCGCCUCUGCCGCGGCCACGACUGCUGCUGUGGCCACGGCCGCCGCCACGACCACGACCUUGCCCCUGACUCCUACUGGAGUACCGCUCCCUGCGGUCCUCACCGUCGGCGAAGUACGCUUGCUCUGCGCCCUUCGCCCCUUUUCCUUUCCCCUGCUCCAGCUUGUCCUUGAUCGCCUCGUAUUCGAUCAUUACUUCCUUUAGCACACCGGUCCGCGGCAACUCCUUCGCGUGUCGCAGGUUGUGCAUUGUCAUGGCAUACUCGUCCGAAAGGGCAUCCAGGAAGAGGUGAAGAACGAACGUUUCGUUGACAGUUAGUCCUUUCUCGGUUAAGGACUUUGCGGUUUGAAGCAUCUCAUUUAGGGCGUUUUGGGGGUUUUCACCUCUAGAGAUCUUGGUCGACGUCAGGGACUUGAGGUCCUCUGACGGCUGUACAGAUGAUUCAGGGUCGUGUAUGGUCUUGAGCUCACGCAGAGCUCCCUGGGGCGUCUCUGCCCUCUUCAUGAUUUUCCGAUAUUUGUCUUUCAACGCGUGAGACAGGAAGUUCCACGCGUGGAAUGCGAGCUCUACUUGCUCGCUCCGGUACCGCUGUGACAGGGAAAACUUGCUCUUUCCGCUCUUGACGGGGAUCUCCAAGCUCCCGCUCUCUUCAAAUUGUUCCAACAAGUUUGCGCCAUUGGCUGCCAUGCGGAAAUCAUUUAGCCAUUCGUUGAAAUCUUUCGAUUUCCCGCUGAACGGAGAAGUGUACCGCACACUUUGGUACCCCGUCGCUGGGGUUGUGGCUCCGUAUCCAAAGCCAACAGCAGCACCACCAUCUCCCAUGGCACCACUAUAACCUUGGUUGUGAGCAGCGGGUACU
Molecule: messenger RNA, 2334 nt
Organism: Ectocarpus sp. CCAP 1310/34
Lineage: Eukaryota; Phaeophyceae; Ectocarpales; Ectocarpaceae
Source: the annotation of a GenBank genome assembly